UUCACCUUCAAAACAGCUGACAAGGUAAUGGGUAGACGUUUUAAAAGAAAUUUGUUGUAAUUUAAUAUUUUUAGUAGGGUUAUAAUUUAAACAAAAAACAAUUAUUAAUAUAAAUAAGAGAAUUUCAUACAAAUCGAAAAUGGCCGAUUCAACCAUUAUCCCCACAGAAAAUCAUGCAGAGAGUAGCGAUAGCAACAGUAAUGGAGAAAACCAUAGCGGUAUAUCGGUGCCAAACGCAAGUGCAGUAAUGAUAGCAUCACUUAAAGCACCGGAAAUUCUUGAAGAAUAUGGACCCAAUUUAAAAUUAUUGGAUUGCAAUUCACAAGUGGCAGAGCUUUUAACAAUAAUCCGUGACAAAAACACUACGCGCAGUGACUUCAAAUUUUACGCCGAUCGCCUCAUACGUUUAGUAAUUGAAGAAUCUCUUAAUCAACUACCUUAUUCCGAUUGUCGCGUGGAGACGCCAACAGGUGCAACUUACGAUGGACUAAAGUACCAAGCUGGAAAUUGUGGUGUGUCUAUUAUACGCUCUGGCGAAGCAAUGGAACAGGGACUGCGCGAUUGCUGUCGUUCUAUACGUAUUGGCAAAAUAUUGGUUGAGUCGGAUGCGGACACACAUGAAGCACGAGUCGUUUAUGCUAGGUUUCCGGACGACAUUGCUAGUCGACAAGUGCUACUCAUGUAUCCGAUUAUGUCAACUGGUAAUACCGUUUUGCAAGCUGUGAAUGUACUUAAAGAGCACGGUGUUCCCGAAAGUUGUAUUAUAUUGUCGAAUCUCUUCUGUACCCCAAUAGCUGCUAAAACCGUAGUAGGUGCUUUUCCUAAGCUUAAAAUUCUCACAUCUGAGUUGCAUCCUGUGGCACCUAACCAUUUUGGGCAAAAGUACUUUGGUACAGAUUAAUGUGGAACUAUAUGUUUAGAUUAUCUAUAUCUGCAUAUAAAACGAUUACAAAUUAUCCUAAAGUUUAAGAUUAUUAGGGCCAUAUAGCUAUUUAAAUUGUUUUAUAUAUAUUGUUUUUCAAAACCACAAAGUAGCAACGAUGUACUUAAAGAUCGUUAACCUCUACGCUUUUUCUAUGUAUACAUUUUAAAUUUUACAAAUAUAAAUUUUUAUUUCUUAAAUUGUUAAAUAUGCAAUAUUUAAAAAAUUUUCUUUUCAAAAUUAUAACUCUUUUGAUGAAUAGAAAUUUAUUGAUCGCUUUGUUAAUUAACAUAUAUUAUGGAUAAUUUCCAGAAAAAACAACACACAUAGAUAUUUCAAAUUUAAAACUAACAUUUGUUUCAAUGUUUUCCAUUGUUCAUUUAUCAUAGCAUUUAUAAUAAAAAAAAAAAACAGAUACAUCCCUUAUUUUAGUUUGAUAUAUUGACAAUUGUUAUCUGUAAUUUUAUUUGUGAAUUAUCAGGACUUAAAAGUAAAGAGCAAUACAUAUGAAUUACAAAAAUGCAGAUAUAAAAUGAUUGAAUUAACAUAAUUAAAUAAUUUGUGCACCAGUAACUUAAUAGCAAUAAAAGGCGAUGUUAAACUACA
Molecule: messenger RNA, 1528 nt
Organism: Bactrocera oleae (olive fruit fly)
Lineage: Eukaryota; Metazoa; Arthropoda; Insecta; Diptera; Tephritidae
Gene: kri
Product: uracil phosphoribosyltransferase krishah
Cellular component (GO): cytoplasm
Molecular function (GO): ribosylnicotinamide kinase activity
Source: RefSeq, a predicted model, not a curated record